Messenger RNA from Pogonomyrmex barbatus (red harvester ant), 1940 nucleotides. RefSeq lists its product as uncharacterized. The record is from RefSeq and is a predicted model, not a curated record. Gene Ontology annotation, cellular component: presynaptic membrane; synaptic vesicle membrane; terminal bouton. NCBI's taxonomy places the organism in Eukaryota, Metazoa, Arthropoda, Insecta, Hymenoptera, Formicidae. Gene Ontology annotation, biological process: dense core granule priming; synaptic vesicle priming; presynaptic dense core vesicle exocytosis. Gene Ontology annotation, molecular function: syntaxin-1 binding; calmodulin binding; diacylglycerol binding.
AGGUCAGACCGGUGGCCCGCGUCACAAUCAGGAGCCCGUAUGAUUACUAGUUCGACGACGACGAGGAAUCGGUAUCACCUUCGUAACAAGGUCUUACCUCCCGCCAUUUGCUUAUCGCGACUGACGCUUGUCAACGCGCGAACUGAACCGUUUCUCUUUCAGUAUCGCAAUAGUCAAUGGCUCGAUGACUACGAUGAGCACGUUGGUAUAGCGCCAAAAGACCGAAGGGCGAAAGUCUCGCUCCGCACUUCAAGUUCCUUCAAAGUCAGCCUCCCCUUCGUCAAGUUCGAAGUUAAGCACAUCCUCUCGACUUCAACGAAUCGGCGGAUGAAAGAGGCGGAGCGAUUGUAUCGAUCGUUAUUAGGCUUUUAUUAGAUGGAAGUGUUGUCGUAUGUCUGUCGCAAAGGGCACGUCCGUGCGGGGGGUCGUGUUAACUUAAGUGAAAAUACCACCGAGUGGUCCAGCCGAGGGAGGCUGACCACUCAUCGUCGACUCGGUUCCCGUGCUCGGAUCUCUUGGCGAGUUUGAUCGUGGAACCGGCUGAAAGAGGAUCCUUCCUUUCACGCGAGGUACUAUGAAAUCGACGUCAAAACAAAUCGCGCCGCGCCUCUCGGAUCAAAAUGCCGACAUGAGAGAAUCACGUAGGUGUUUUAUGCUGGAACUUAUCCGAGAAAAUUAUUACGAAGAGGUUAGAGACGGACGAUAUCGGGUGACUGUGGAUUAUACGUGCAAUGAAGAUAAACAUUAUGAGUUAUAAAAGGAAAAUAUUAUACUAUGCAUAAAAAUUUUUUUCUCAAUCUAGUUCAAGUACAAGAAUGCUGCUGACGGGACGGUGUGAAUGAGAUAUUCCGAUAAAUGCUGAAGCGGAUAUCCUUAAAUAGCGGAUAUGACUAUCGCGAGUAUGGCGAUAUCCUUGACGUACGUAACCACGGCGUUUCAGUAUUUUAAUUGCUCUGAUAUGACGACGUGUCGUGCUGAAAACGAUCGAGAAUAAACGAUCAGUCAAAAAAAGAAAAAAAUCCCGAUAAUGUUUUGACAAAUUGCGUUCUCAAUUUCCGUCGGAAUAACAGAGUUAUUUUAUUGAAUAUCCGCCGAGAGAGAGAGAAACGAAAAACUAUAACAAUGCAGACACGGGAGAAGUCGACGGAAUGGGCUUUAUUAUUCCCUUUAAAGGCGGGCCUGUUCGCCAUGAAGUCAUCGUUGUCUUCGAAGAGCGUGGCGCGGGAAAAGGAGAGCAAGGAGAGGCUCUCGAAGAAAUAUCUUCAGUCACCGCGAGCAAAAAUACGUCGAGGAUCGUCCCUGUCGGAUCUGGACAAGCUCCAGAGCAAGGCGAUCCUGCCAGACGUGGUCAAGUCGACGGAGAAAUGUUCCGAGUCGCUUCCGCACUCGCCCGCCUUGUCACGCACGAAUCUACAACUGGGCAGCAGCAGCGUGAGAGGCAGCAUAGGCGAUCUGAUGAACAUGAAGAAGUACGGUGGGUCCACUUGGAGCGUGCGAAGCGAGACUCUGAUCGCGAAGGCCGUGCCGUUGAGCACCGUGACGGCGAAGCAGAGCUCGCCGAUUGAGAAAAGCACGGAGGACGAUCUCGAGGACGAGCUGCAGGACGAGUUUCCGGUCUCCGGGAAACCUCUGACUUGCGCUCAGAGAACGCAGAGGCUCAGCAGACUUAUCAAGAAGCAGAGGCGAAUAAUGGUUGUCAGCUCUAGCGCUCUGCAGAAGAGUGUGGUGAGUAUUACAACUUUGUCAAUUAUCCCGAUUGUAUCGAUGUGUCAUGCAACAUUGCUGAUCGCGACAGGUGAGUUCUAUUUUCGCACAAUGCUCUGCCUUUAAUUAUCACCGUAUACCAAAGAAUAUAUAUGUUGAUACAAUGGCGAAUAAAUCAUUGAAAAAUGAAUUCCCAUGAAUGGGAAUAAAGAAGAAGUUGCGACUAUAUAUGUAUU